GUGGUAAUAAUAGGAAAUGCAAUUCAAAACUCUGCAACAGAGUCUCGAUGCAAGAUCCCCACAGAGGACUGAAUGCAGCAACAGCAUGGGACUGGUUGCCGAAAUGAAGCUGAUCCUCAGAGCUGCGUUCCUUCUCUACAUUGGCUGGUGUUUCCCAGUCUCUUCAGAUUUCCCCAUCAUUGAUACAGAGACUCCGGUGCUUUUCCAAGGUGACAAGGCUGCUCAGUUUGGCUAUCGUGUUGUCCAGACAAGAGCAAACGGCAUACCCUGGUUGGUAGUGAGCGCCCCCUUGUCAGGCAACCGGACGGGGUCACUUUUCCGCUGCUCAUAUGAUACAGAGAAGUGCCAGCCAGUGGUUCUCCAUCACACCCCUGGAGUAUCUCUGGGUCUCUCGCUGGCUGCUGACGAAUCAUCUGAUUCCAAAAUAAUAGUAUGUGGUCCAACAUGGGAGCGUCGGUGUGGGGGGUUUGAUUAUCUGAACGGCAUCUGUUACAUCAUGAGCAAUUUUGACCAACAUUUCAAAGAGAUCCAUCCAGCUGUCCAAGAGUGCACCUCCGGUGUGGAUGCUGUGAUCUUGUAUGAUGACUCUGGGAGCAUUGGUGACCCUGCCUUCCGCACCAUGCAGAACUUCUUCCUUAAGCUAAUGCAUUCGGUGGCUGGGGUGGAUGUACAGUUUGCUGUGGUUCAGUACUCCUCCGAACCCUACCUAGUCUUUGAUUUUGCUUUCUAUAAUAAAACUGGAGGCCAGGUGAAGGACACCAUCCACAAUGCCCAACGCGCCCGAGGAAAUACUUACACCCCUACUGCCAUCCUCUUUGUGAUGGAUAAGGUCUUCACACCUGAACGUGGCAUGCGACCUCACAGCAAGAAGCUCCUCAUUGUCUUGACAGAUGGUGUAUCCAACGACAAGAACACCAAAUUUGAAGUAGCUACUGAGGCUGCAGAUAAAAAAGGCAUAAUCCGUUAUGCCAUUGGGGUUGGUCGCCAUACGAACCAAGCUGAGCUGCGCAAGAUUGCUUCAUCACCUAAUAAUGUUUUCCCUGUUGAGAGCUUUGAUGCACUCGAUAAUCUUCAGAACCAGCUGAAGGAGACAAUCUUUGCCAUUGAAGGGACCUCUGGAGCCUCUCCUGGCAUUUCAUUUCAGAAAGAACUUUCGCAAGGUGGAUUCAGCACUCUCCUCACCUCUGGACAUGUGGUGUCUGGAGCUGUUGGUUCUUACGGUUGGUCUGGGGGUCUGGAGGAAGAGUCUUUGGGAGACCCUCCCGAAAUCAAAUUCCUGAACAUGUCCAAUACUGCCUUCAAGGACUCGUACCUGGGCUAUGCAGUGGCUGUGGCUCGUCAUGGCCAGCAGCAGUUCUACGUAGCCGGAGCUCCACGAUACCAGCACAUUGGAAGGGUCAUGACCUUUGAAAGCCAGAGCAAGCGGUUAAUGGGGUUCAUUGGAGGGAAGCAGGUGGGCUCUUACUAUGGGGCUGAGCUCUGCUCUGUUGACCUAAAUGGAGAUGGAAAUACUGACCUCAUUCUGAUCGGGGCUCCUCUUUACUACAAUGGGACUCAAGGUGGGCUUGUUGACGUCUGCUCCAUCAGUAACAUGGGCCGCCUUGUUCACCUACAAACACUUCAGGGGGCUCCUGACAACAGAUUUGGCCGUUUUGGGGCAGCCUUGUCUACUUUAGGGGACGUGAAUGGGGAUGGCCUUGCAGAUGUGGCGAUAGGAGCCCCUAUGGAGGAUGAAGAUCGUGGGGCCAUUUACAUCUUCCUGGGAGAAGCGGGCAGGCUGAGGGGACUGCAUAGCCAGCGGAUUGCUGCCAAAUCUCUCCCCUCCAUGCUCCAUUCUUUUGGACAGUCUAUCCAGGGAAGGAUGGAUCUGAGUGGGGAUGAACUGACUGAUCUAGCUGUUGGGGCGCUAGGAAGCGCAGUGCUGCUUCGAUCUCGGCCUGUAUUUACUGUCAUCUCUUCGCUGAGUUUCUCACAUCGCUGGAUCCCCCUGGAUGACCCUAACUGUGGAAGUGGGAAGGUUUCCGGAAUAGCCCCACGUGGGAGUCUCAGUCUUUGCUUCACCCUGAAACUCAUCAGCACAAAAUGGAACCGUGGUGUUCUGCAAGCUACAAUCUCAUUUACUCUCCAGUCUGAUGCUGCCCAGCCUCUGCCACGAUUGACACUAGGAAAUGAGACUUCCAGCAUCUCAGAAACCAUCCGUGUUGGAACUAUGCCAAUCUGUGUCAGAAAGACCCUCUAUGCUCCACUCUGCCUGGAUGACUCCUUCUCCCCACUUGUGCUUUGGGCAGAUUUCCUAGUUCAGGGAGAACCAGAUGCCUCUUCCAGGAGCCUACACCCUAUCCUUGACCCUGGAACUAAUUUGUCCACCCAGAUCCAGAUUCCCUUCAGACAAGACUGUGGCCUUGAUGACAUUUGUGUGUCUGAUCUUCGGGUUUCCUUCAACUUUUCAGGGUCGAAAGGUCUUAAACUGAGUCCAAAUUUCAUACUGAACUUAACACUGAAACUUGAAAAUGUGGGCGAGGCGGCGUACAAACCAGGCCUUUCAUUUUACUACUCUCCUGUUUUGUCCUUCCGGGGGGUUUCGGUUCUUCAGUCUAACUGGCGCCUGUCUCCGACAUGUGAAAUGCAUGGAUCUCAUGGAAAUACAUCCAUCAGGCACAGCUCCUGCCGCUUCAGCCCACCGGCCCUCAAGGGAGGCAUCCAGGCCUUCCUCCAGCUUUCCUUCCGCUCCUCGAGAGGAGACUCCUGGAAUGACAAGUUUGUCCACUUCACCAUCCAAGCACACAGUCAGAACGAGAAUGUCACGCUGAGUGACAAUGAAGCCACAGACCAGCUACCUGUGCUGCGCCCAGUCAACAUCAUUGUGAAGGGGCUUGACUCCACUACGUACCUCAGUUUCUCCACAAAGAACCCCGAGAAGAAGAUACUUACGCAUACUUAUGAGGUCAGAAAUUUGGGCUCAACCCCCACUCCAGUCAAGGUUAUCUUUGCACUCCCCUUAAACACUGAACUGGGGUUCGUCUGGAAUGUGACCCCAACCCACAGUGAUGUGAUGAAGCAGUUCUCAUGUGUGCCGCUGUUCAUCCUCAGAACAGGAAUCAAGACCAAGGACCUCAAAGCACCCACCACAAGAGGGUGCCUGGGGGCCACAGUCUGCUCCAAAAUUCAGUGCCUAAUUGCCAAUCUCUCUCAAGGAGAGUGGGUCAAGUUCAUUUUUUCGGGGGAUUUUUACAGGCAAGACAACACUGUGAAGCUGACGUCCCAGAACCUCCAUAUUCGCAGCGAGGCAUCUGUGGUUGUUGAUGAGACCAGGUUUUUCCUGAGUCAACCAGAGGAUUUUCAUUUCAGCCAGAUCGUCACCGAACUUGAGCUAAUUUCACAAUUGGAUCUCAUCCCCAUCAUUGUGGGCAGCACUGUUGGAGGCAUCCUGCUCUUAGCCAUUCUAGUGGCUGUCAUGUUUAAGUUUGGAUUCUUCAAACGCAACCAACUGCCCCAAACAAGUGAAACUGCAGCAGGACCAGCUGUGCCCAGUGAGCAACCUUCUCAGACAACCAACUAGCUUACAAGGGAGAAAGGGACUGUGGAUCUCUGGGAGGCAGGACCUACGGAUUCCCUGGGGAAGGCAUGGGAUUGGGAAAAGAGAGGAAGAGGCUGGGAGCUGGAUAGGAGCCUAAACUUAAGAAAAUACAUGUUGGGACUGAAAAGCCAAAGUCUGGCUCACUGUGUGGUAGCAACUUUGGCUGCUUCCAGACAGGUGGGUCCGGAGCUUAGGACUAAUAAAUUGUUGCUCUCCGUUGUAAGCUACAAGAGAAAUUGUGACUGGAUUUCCACACUAAUGGGGUUCUUGUGCUUUUUCUGUAUGUUCAUCUCACUAUGUUCUAUGCAUGCUAGUGAGUUUGAUGUAGCUACUCUGGGCUGGGGAAGGGAGAGGUCCAAUUCACCGGAGAGGCCAUUUGAAAAAAGGAAGUUCUGAGGGCUCCUUAAAAAAAUA
This is a messenger RNA of Rhineura floridana, 3991 nucleotides long. Its product is annotated as integrin alpha-X-like. Gene Ontology annotation, molecular function: integrin binding. Lineage: Eukaryota; Metazoa; Chordata; Lepidosauria; Squamata; Rhineuridae. Gene Ontology annotation, biological process: integrin-mediated signaling pathway; cell-matrix adhesion; cell adhesion mediated by integrin. The record is from RefSeq and is a predicted model, not a curated record. Gene Ontology annotation, cellular component: integrin complex; external side of plasma membrane. The transcript has 30 exons. Bases 17 to 3559 code for a protein of 1180 amino acids.